Lactuca saligna is the source of this 1223-nucleotide messenger RNA. Lineage: Eukaryota; Viridiplantae; Streptophyta; Magnoliopsida; Asterales; Asteraceae. The record is from the annotation of a GenBank genome assembly.
AUGAUCCUCCUUUGGGAUGUUGAUGUUGGGCUUGCUCAAAUUGACAAGUACUUUCAUAGCAAUGAUAAUCAUGUGAUUGCUGGUGCAUUGUUAGGAGUUGGGGUUGUAAACUGUGGUAUCAAGAAUGAUUGUGACCCUGUGUUGGCACUUUUUGUUGAUUAUCUGGAUAAAGAAAAUUCUUCCAUUAGAAUUGGAGCCAUAACUGGUUUGGGCCUUGCAUAUGCGGGUACCCAGAAUGAACAGAUCCAUGACAAGCUGAGUCAAAUUCUUGAUGAACCGAAAGCAAGUGAGUCAGACUUGGGGGAGCCUCUUGGCUUAGGUCUUACGUGUUGGAUUGGAUUUACUAAGACCAUGCCUUCUUGUUUUGUUAGUGAACUGGUUCAGGAAUUUUGACAUUAACUUACAUGGGCACAUUUCUUUUAGUGUAGAUUUUUUCGAAGAUAAAUGAAUCCAAAGAAGAUAAGUAUCUCCUGUUGUUUGUAUAUAUACACUUUUUCUUCUUGUUUAAAAACUUAAAAACUAUAUAAUUGUGAAGAUUGAAGGUUCACACACUGUUAAAAGGAUUGGAAAAGAUAGUUGCAAGUGCAGAUAUUCCAAUGUUAGUCUGUGGUGACUUCAAUUCAGUUCCAGGAAGUGCCCCUCAUGCACUUCUUGCAUUUGGAAAAGUUGAUCCAAUGCAUCAAGAUUUAGCAAUUGACCCUCUUGGAAUCUCGAUGAAACACUAUAACUGGAACCAUGUAUCCUAGAGAUUUGAAAUAGUUCCUAAAGAACUAGCUACAAUUUAUAAAUCUAAAUGAGAAAUAAUGCAAGCUGUAAGAUUCUCACCUGCAUUUCAGUAAGUUGCUUACGCCAUCAGUUCUUAUUGGUCUAUUGGUUAAUGCCCACCAACAUCUCCUAGCACUAAGGAUAUCAGAUUAUCUUGGAAUACACCAAGUUCUGUGAUAUUUCCAAUACCAAUGAUAAGGAAGAAUUACAAUCUGGUGUUGUGGAAGGAGUCAAUCUCUUUGGGAAGUAAUGGAGCCAAAAGAAGGUAGUCUACUCUAGGUGCAGUUUGUUAUUAUUCUAUUGGUUAUUUGAAGCAUGGAGUUGAUGCCUCCUGCAAGUGAAGUUACUUAGAUGGAAUUUGAUGUACAUAGUAGAUUAGAUGCAAAUUUAUAGAUUGUAAGAAAUAGAAUUGUAUGACAUUAAAUUUAUGCAAUGGAUUCUAUUUUUUUUAUAAGAUA